AUGCUGCUGCAUCGGCGAGCCGCCCUCCUCCUGUGCGCGAAUGCGCGGCGCACGGCUGUCUCGGUCGGCUCCUCCUCGUUCUCUGCAACUGGUGAGGCGGCGGCCGAGUUCUCUUCCCCCACCACGCCACCGUGGCCUAGAAACGUCAGUUCCUCGUUUGGCGCGUGGGACAGUCACGGGACCGCUGUUCUUGCCGCGGGCGGUCCUGCUGCUGCUGGUGAUGCCCCUCAAAACCAUUCGCACCACGCACCGCUGCGAGAACAUCCGGAGCGGACUGUGCACAGCAAGGAGGGCUACUCCUUGAUUGGACGCCUCUGUGCGUCUGGCCAAGGCUUGGCCUUGGGGCGUGUGCAGGCGUCGCUAACCGUCUACGUGCUCGCUGCCUCCGUCGGACUGCUCUACGUCCUGUACUACCUGACAACCUACACGUACGUGCUGACGACGAAUGUGUCGCCGCACCGCAACUCCCUCUUCUUCCACUUUCCAUGCGAUAUGGCGAUCAUUGAAAAGAGGCUGACACGCAAGCGGUACACCGUGGAGGUGGUGCCGCAGCCCCUCGUUCAAGGCAACCGCGAAGAGGUAGACCAUACCGGGUUUGCUCGUCCCAAGCCGGCAGUUGUGGAGCGCCGGCUGCUCAUCAACGCGGUGCUGCACCGCGUGUUCCUCUACCUACAAAAGACAGAGUCUCUCGUGGCGGUGGACGCGCAGGCGGAGAUGGCGCCGUACCGCUUCAUGGAUGGCGCGAACAGCCUGGGCAAGGCCUCUCGCCCACCGGUGGGAUUCCUCCGAGAGGACCAGCUCUUGCCCGACAUCAACGACCACGGUGCGAGCAUAGCGUCGUCGCAGAGACGGUGGUGGCAGUUGUGGGGUAGAGGGGCAAGCACGGCAGCAGCACCGUCACCGCGGUCUGUCUCCGGUUCCAGCGUGCAGGCCGCAACGGCGGCGGAAGUGCAAGCGUCGCCGACGGUGCCUACGAAGAUCGUGCUCAGGAGUAGCGUGCGUCUGCGCGACUCCAUGAACGGCUACCAGAAGGGUCACAUUGGCACCUAUGAGCAGUUCAUCCACCACCUCGCGCAGGAGAAGAUUAAGCAGCGCUACUACGCUUGGGUGCUGGCGAGGGGCAUGGCAAAGAACAGUGGCCUCCGCAAGGUUUACGCAGAAGAGCUGAUCCGCAACGGCCUUCUGUCAGGCGACGGCGUGACGUUGACGGAGCUGGUGCCGGAUAUGCAGCAGUUUGCUGAUGAGGUGUUUGCGCAGGUGCGGGAAAAAUUUGGCGACGACGUCAUCGUUUACGAGUACACCGCCACAAUGUUGUAG
This is a messenger RNA of Leishmania mexicana MHOM/GT/2001/U1103, 1317 nucleotides long. RefSeq lists its product as hypothetical. The transcript has a single exon. The coding region runs from base 1 to 1317 and encodes 438 amino acids. Lineage: Eukaryota; Euglenozoa; Kinetoplastea; Trypanosomatida; Trypanosomatidae. The record is from RefSeq and is a predicted model, not a curated record.